Messenger RNA from Solanum dulcamara, 1022 nucleotides. RefSeq names its product protein MAINTENANCE OF PSII UNDER HIGH LIGHT 1. Bases 155 to 871 code for a protein of 238 amino acids. Gene Ontology annotation, biological process: regulation of protein complex stability. Lineage: Eukaryota; Viridiplantae; Streptophyta; Magnoliopsida; Solanales; Solanaceae. Gene Ontology annotation, cellular component: chloroplast thylakoid membrane. The record is from RefSeq and is a predicted model, not a curated record. The transcript is spliced from 3 exons.
AACCAAACCAUCCUUAAAAAGAAUAGGAUUUUCGAGAAUCAAACACAGCCAAUCGAAGAAGCAAAUAAAUUUCUACAAGUGGUUCUGCUUCUUCAUCACCUCAAUAUACCUAAGAGACACCACCAUUGUUGGGCUACAAACAAAUUUGCAGAUAAUGGCUUGUGCUGCUUUAUCAGCAAACAGCUGCACCAUAGCUUCAUCUUCUAGCGGAAGAUUGAGCUUUUCCACAUACCAAAAGGACUCAAAAUUGAGGCAGAGGCAGAGUCUCGUUCGAUUCAGAAUUCGAUCUUCAAUUGAUGAUUCUGAUUGUAAUGCUGAAGAAUGUGCCCCAGAUAAGGAGGUUGGGAAGGUGAGCAUGGAAUGGGUAGCCAUGGAUAACACCAAAGUGGUUGGGACAUUUCCACCUCGUAAGCCGCGUGGCUGGACAGGGUAUGUUGAGAAGGAUACUGCUGGGCAGACAAAUAUAUACUCUGUUGAGCCUGCAGUUUAUGUAGCAGAAAGUGCUAUCAGCUCAGGGACUGCAGGCACCUCAUCUGAUGGAGCAGAGAACACCAAAGCUAUUUCAGCUGGGAUAGCCUUAAUCUCUGUUGCAGCUGCUUCAUCAAUUCUCCUUCAAGUUGGGAAGAACUCACCUCCUCUGAUACAAACUGUAGAGUACUCGGGCCCAUCCCUUAGCUAUUAUAUUAACAAGCUUAAGCCCACGGAAAUAGUCCAAGUUUCAGUAACCGAAGCCCCAACUGCACCAGAAACCGAAGACGUAGCAAAUGCACCAGAAGUUGAAACCUCUGCUCCAGAAGCUCCUGCACCCCAAGUUGAGGUCCAAUCUGAAGCCCCUCAGGACACUUCAAGUUCAAGUUCUAACAUCUCUUAGACAAACCAUUUUGUUUCCUUGUAUAUUUUAUUUGUAGAUGACUUAGUAUACAUAUUUCAGUAAGUUUUUGUAAUACUACUAUUCAAAGAGAACUAUUCUGCGUGUCGAAAAUCAAUUAUGAAUCCUUAAUUGAGUUAGCUCAAUGAUCAUA